GAGAGAGAGAGAGAGAGAGAGAGAGAGAGGAGGGAGAACAGUGUUGCAUCUAGUAGAAUCUUAUUCAGCAGCAGUAGCAGCAGCAGGCAUGCUUGAUGGUGCAGCAGAACCGCCUUUGUGUUCCCCGCUGCAGUGGGGGAGCGCAUUUAUCGUCUCGCCUGAGGGAAGGAGCCAAGAGUAUCCUCCAAUCAGCCGUCAGUGAUUUCUAUCAUCUUGUAGAGUCCGCUGAUGGUGAUUUAUGUUGAACCUGAGAGAGGCACUCUGACACUACUCACCACCUGGAUGGAAUCCUCUCUACGCUUUUGUUCCUAAUUGUGGGUUUUUAAAAGAAUGACCAACAGACAAAAGGUGGAUUACUACGGAGCUGCUGCCUCACAUUCAUGAAUUUAUGCUCUUUCCUCCCUGCAGCACAAGAUGGAUGAACUUUCUCUUUCCCGGAGCUCUAGUUUGAGCUUUGUUUUGGUCUGUGAGGACACAGAGGGACAGAAGUGAUUAUUGCAGUAAUCUGGAAGAGGGAAUACUCUCGUAUCCUUCCUCAUCCUUACAAUUUGCGUAUCCUCUCUUUCUAUCCUCCCUGAGUCUGUUGCAUCCUGUGUGAGUCCAUACCUGUUGACUCAGAUCAUUCACAUGGCAGGCUCUGGCUUUCAAACUGGCGCUUUUACAGUAGUAGCCAGGUAAGAUUAGAAUUCACAUCCUCAUGCGAUGGUAGGCUCUAUGUGGAGCUGGAGAUGGAGAGAGAGCAGGAACCGUCGGGACAUUUGACACGCCUGUUUGGCUUUCAGCACCUGCUGUGACUGUCUGCCACAGUUCUACAACUAGACUGGCUAAUGGCAUCUCUCUAGUGCUUACUGCCUAGCCUAGCAGACUGGGAGGGGUUUUUCAAGCGUGUGUGCGUGUCUCUCUCCGUGUGUGUGGGUCUUUUAUAUUGGAGUUGGUUAUAUAUUGUCCGUGUUAAGGAUUACACUGAGUGUCUGGAGAGAUUACAGGUGCAGUCAGCAAGGCUUUGAGGAAGGAUUACACUGAGUGUCUGGAGAGAUUACAGGUGCAGUCAGCAAGGCUUUGAGGAAGGAUUACAGAAGCUAACGCCUUGUUGCUGCCAGAAGGGUGGCUGGACAGAGGUUUAAAAACGUACCGUGUUGAACGGUGAUCAGACUGCAGGGGCUCCUGGAGGAGGUGCAGAUAAGACAUAAAGGUUUAACCCAGGUGAUGAGACAGACAGAGAGGGGAGAGGACCGGGAGAUAUACACACUCAUGAAGAAAUGGUUACGAGGGUACAGUAUAAUGGGGUACCUUUCUACUUGAGCAUGGUUUAAGUUAGAGAUGGAGAGAGAAAGACAGAGGGUAAUUAAAGAAUGAGUGCAGGGUUGAAGUCAAUACACUGAUUUAUCCCACUUUAACAGUGGAAGCACGGGUUGAAUGAGAGAUACACAUGAGAGGAGAAGAGACAAAGUGAAAGACUAUCAAUUAACACAUUUCAAUGAAAAGGAAAAGAGAGAUUGCUAAACCUCAAUCUUUCAAAUAAAAAGCACAGUAUUUUACACAUGGCUUAUCAUUGGUGGUUUUGAUGGUAAUGAGUCCUGAAUCUCCCAAUAAUAGUCCUGCAAACACAACAUCCAAUUGAAUCCCGUAGUGCAUGUGAUAUUGAUUUUAAAACAUGACCAGGUAGGAUGGUUCCUGUUCUCUGCCUAACAGGCCUGUAAUUGAAUUCUAAUCUUCUCUUCAGUGACACCCUGGAGCAGUAGCCUCCAGUAUUCCAGUGGAUUGGAAACACUUUCGAUUAGUUAAUACAUGAACCAUAACGUCAAAAGUGCUGGCUGGAAACCUGACAAAACACCUAGCUGAACCAACCAGUCUGUCUCAAACACCCUUCAGCCGACAACUGUAACCUAUUUCCCUCAAAUACUCCACAUUUUUAAAUGACAUAUAUUUUGUAUGCGGACGUGUUCACUGAAACAGCUUCAUCCUGAAAGUGGUUCUUAGCAGUUGUUAUUCUGACAGAUACAGACCAUCAGGCAAAGAGGUGUAGUUUGGACAACAGCGACUUCCUGGUGUGUUGUUCCCUCACUGUGAUGCUUGUGCAAGUGGAUGUGUUAUUGGGUUCCGUGCACCCGAUACACACCGCUUAUCUUAGCCCGACGACCAGGGCUUGAGCUUCAGGCCGUAGGCUAGAUGGUUCAGUGGGUAGGUUCUUUCUCUCUCCUCUUCGUCAGUUUCAAUGGAGGCAAACCAGGAAAUGUCAACGAUCAUAAGCACCAAUGAAAAGGUUCUGACGUGUCCAUUUACCCUGAAGAGGUGAAAGUACCAGAGCAAAAGAGGAGCGGAACCUGGGAAAAGACUGAAGCAAUCCUUCUAAACCUGGAAAGCAAAGAAGGUGGGAAGGGAAAAAGAAGGUGAAAAGUACUUUGAUAUCGGUGCCUGUUUGCAUCUGAAACUUUGAAAGUGUUUCUUUGAUAGAGUGCUGGGACCAGGGGAAAAACAUGGGUGAGUUUACUUCGAGUUCCAUUGGGAAAAACCUCAGCUAGUUCAGAGAGACAGCUCACAUGGUGAGACUGUUCCACAGAAAUGAGAAGUGGUUAUUAGGUUAUUGAAUCAUCAUUAUAUAGUCAUGAUAGACUGUCUUAGAUACAUUACAACACAAUAGCAGAGAUCGUCUGUCAGUCGUUCUUUCCAACCCAUCAGCAGCUCCCUUGUCACCUUAGUCAUUCCUCACUCCCCUUUCUACUCCUUCUGACCAAUCCAAAGACCACGAUGGAGUCAUGCAAAACCUAACCUGAACCUAACCACUCCACGCUUAUGAAGACAAAAAGAGAUUGUUGUACUCUGUGAUGGGGACAGAAACAGACGGGAAGACAUUCAAAACCAUUUUGUAAAUGUAUGGAUCACUACAGGAUGGUAGAACUUGAAAUCUGACUAAAAAGAAGAGGAACAGGACACAGCGACAGGGACACAGACUGUUUUUGGGGACAGAGAACCUCUGGGUUUCAUAAUCCAUAGUGUCCUAGUAUAAGAGGGGUCGACACCUGUAGGUCGGUGGGAAGCUCUCUCUGACUGCCACACCCAAAGGGAAAGAGGGGUAUUUUUAGGUACUGACCUCCUGGACUGGUUUGGCCCCACCCGGCCUGAGUCCAGGUCACCAUGGGGUGCAACAUGUGUGUGGUUCAGAAGCCUGAGGAACAGUACAGGGUCAUGUUCCAGAAGGGUCAAAUAAGUAACACGCUGUGUCCUUUUGAUGGAGAAGGUCGACUGAAGGUGAAUGGUAAGGAGCUGUCCUGUCUCUCACGGGACCCCACCCUGGAUGUGCGAGACCCCCUGCUGUCUCACGUGUUGAAGAGGGGGGCCCGGCGGCGGGCGGGACUGGCAGGGCGACUAGCGGGGCUGGACGGGACAGUAGCAGUUCCAGGGGGGCUGACUGACUGUGUGGACAGCGGCACUCAGACUGACAUCAGCUUCCAACACAUGUUGACUCUGGGAAGGACCGCCCACCACCCAGGUGGAGCCCCACCCCCUCACCCGCCCCCCUCCCCUCCACUGCCACCCAUCCUGGAACCCAACCUGCUCAACGAGCUCCUUUUAGAGCCGGAAUAUUAUGACCCCAAUGACUACUUUGAUAUCACUCAGCAUGAGGCGGAUCUCAGGCAGGAUGAGUUGGAGUACGAGGAGGUGGAGCUCUAUAAGUCUCGUCAGCAGGACAAACUGGGGUUAACGGUGUGCUACCGGACAGACGAUGAGGAGGACCUGGGGAUCUAUGUGGGCGAGGUCAACCCCAAUAGUAUAGCUGCUAUGGAUGGCCGUAUCCGAGAGGGGGAUAGAAUCUUACAGAUAAACGGGGUGGACAUCCAGAACAGAGAGGAGGCGGUGGCCAUUCUGACCCAGGAGGACAGCACCAACAUCUCCCUGCUCCUGGCCCGGCCUGAAAUAGAGAAUGACAACCAGCUCGACCCAGAUGAACUGGACCUGGAGGUUCUGGAUAACGCUGUCCACCUGCCCAGCCCCCAUCAGCUGAGGAACAGGGCCUCCAUGCUGGGCGAAGGACCAGGGGUCGUGGGUGGGGGUGGUGUGGUGGUGGUCCGCGGGCGAGGUCACCGUGACUCUCCAGGCCUGCUCCACACGUUGCUGAGUAACAGCCAGGAGCUGGACAGCGGGGUGGGUCGUACAGACGAGAGUACCCGCAAUGAGGAGUCCUCAGAACACGACCUACUAGGAGACGACCAGACCAGUGCCCCCACCACCAACGCCACCAACACCCCCGGCAGCAUGCGCAGGUUCCACUCUGGCCAGGGGGACAGGGACACCCCACCCCUUCUACAUGGCCACUCCACAGAGUUCCACUUCAGCACGGACUCUCUACUGGGUCUGGACUGUCUGGGUGGGGGAGGAGGUGGUGACCUGGCAGGGGAGAGGGUCUACGCAGCUGACCCAGUGAUGAUGAUGAUGCCAGGUCUGACAGAAGAAGAGUGUGAGAGGUACAGGGAGCUAUUGGAGAUCAAGUGUUAUUAUGAGAAGAACAGCAAUGCUCUUCUGCUGCUGGGGGAGCAUGGGGGUCAUGGGGGACAGGGGGGCGAUGGGGGGGUUCCUCUGGAUGUGAACAGGAAUGAGAGCCUGAUGCAGCAUGAGAUGGCCCUCGUGGAAGAGGAGCUACGCCACCUGGAGUUCAAGUGUCGUAACAUCCUGAGGGCCCAGAAGAUGCAGCAGCUCCGGGAGCGCUGUCUGAAGGCAUGGCCCCUGGAGGAGGAGAGUGGGGCCGGGGCUGGAUGGGUGGCUCCUUUGGUUAGCGAGGAGUCCUGUCACCAUGAGCUGUCAGACAUUAAUGAGCUCCCUGAGAGGGAACGCUCCGACAAGGACAGCACCAGCGCCUACAACACAGGAGGGGAGAGCUGCAGGAGCACCCCUCUGGUCAGCGAACAGUACCCCUCCCCCUCUGCACAUGGCCACAGCAGCUUGGAGGGGGGAGACUCUACCUCUUUGCCGUCGCGGACCCCCACCCGGCACAGGGAGAGGGGAGGCAGGAGUGAGAGGGGGCAGGCUAACCUGAACCAGCCCUACUCCCCUAGCUCACACAGGAGGGGAGCGGACGUCAAGACCUCUAGCCCGAGAGGGGCCAAGUUCAGAUCCUUGUCCCGCGACGGGGGGGCAAGGAGGGGGUCAGACGGAGGGGUGAGAUGCCCCAAAACCAAUGGGACAGUGGAGGGGAGGGAAGGGCGUAGCGCUGAGAACAGUCCUUAUCUGUCCCGCCGCCACUCUGGCUCCAGAAUCCCCCUGCGCUACCAGAGCUGCAUGCAGCUGAGGUCCCCCUCCACAUCCGAGGGCCUGGAGAGACCCAGGGAUGGCAGCGAGAGUCCCAUGAGCCUGGGGAGCACAUGCAAGGACAUCCCCCAGGGCCCUGUGUCCAUGCCAUCCUUACCCAUCCCCCCUCCCCUGCCUCCGCCGGCCUCGCCGCGUAUGGAGUGGAAGGUCAAAGUACGCAGCGACGGAUCUCGCUAUGUUGCCAAGCGGCCCGUUAGGGACCGCCUCCUGAAGGCCCGGGCCAUUAAGAUCCGGGAGGAGCGCAGCGGCAUGACCACGGAUGACGAUGCCGUCAGCGAGAUGAAGAUGGGCCGCUAUUGGUCCAAGGAGGAAAGGAAGCAGCAGCUUCUCAGGGCCCGGGAACAGCGCAGACGCAGGGAGUUUAUGAUGCAGAGCAGGCUGGACUGCCUGAGGGAGAGGGAUAGGGAGUCUAGUGGCGGUGGACAACAGGGGGCUCCGCAGGGACAGGAGCCCACUACCAUCUUGGAGCUGAGCCACAGGAGGAGCCAGAAGAAACGGAGCCGUAGGAUCCUGGACAACUGGAUCACCAUCCAGGAACUACUGGCCCACGGAACCAGGUCCCCUGACGGCAAGAAGGUCUACAACCCUCUGCUGUCAGUCACCACUGUCUAAUGGAGAGGGUGGAAGACCGAGAAAGAAAAGAGAGGGUGACCAACAAAGUGAGAUCGAGAGGAAGUGUAGGAGUGAUUGAAAUAAAUGGUCCAGAGGAAGUGGGUUACUUUGGAGAGGGAAAGAAACCAACUGUCGACUGAUCUGCCAUUGCAUAUUGGAGAGAGAUUGGGUGAUAAGAGUCUGUACAGCCCUCAUUUCUGCCUGAAAGAAUUAUAAACAUAAGCAGGUAGGCAAGACAACAGAAGUGAAAAGAAAGUGCUGGUGAAAUAAACCAAUCUGUAGCUAUUGACCAGCGUUUCUUUGCUAUACCAUUCUUAUAAGGACAGUGCCUCAAACACCCACUAAUAAGCUUGUGUAUGGCAUAUAACAGAGUAUACAAAGCACAUUGGCCAACAAGAAUAAAGUAAAGGACAACAUGACUGAAACGUGGACAUUGUGGUAAGAUCUGACGAGCACGUUUUAAUAUGAAUACAUUGAGAAGCACAGUGAGGGGGAAAAAAAGCCACACCAAAUCCCACAGCAAAGGAAACAUGACAACUAUAUCUCUGGUGGUUGAGAGUUGAGGAAAUCUUCUUGAACGUGUCUUCUGAUGGCUGGUACGAUCGUAUUCUGCGGUGGAGUUACUUAUAAAGUAUGACAGCACAAUCUGAGGAGUUGAAAGUGGUUCUUUGACAUUUGAUUACUUGCAUGUUGACUAUAAAUGUUAAAAAGUAACAUAUACUUCAAAAAAACCGUGACAAAAAGUUGGUGUGAAAUUGUGGAUGUGACAUGUUCUUAAUUUGUUGAAUUCUUAGACUAGAAAACAAUGUGGCUGUUUGUUCAGUAUACCGUGAUGUCUGGUCCAUAAACGUUUUACAAUAAAAGCCUUUUCUAUAUCAUUUGUUGAAGUGAUUUCGUCCUUUGAAUUGUUCCCAUAUUUUCUG
Molecule: messenger RNA, 6839 nt
Organism: Oncorhynchus tshawytscha (Chinook salmon)
Lineage: Eukaryota; Metazoa; Chordata; Actinopteri; Salmoniformes; Salmonidae
Product: PDZ domain-containing protein 4-like
Exons: 8
Coding region: 3136-5916 (926 amino acids)
Molecular function (GO): protein binding
Source: RefSeq, a predicted model, not a curated record